AUAGUCUCCUGAGUUUAUUUUGAAAGCUCACUUACAGAACUCACUUAAACAGCUCAGAAAAGACAAGCACACACACACUUGAAGAAGUAGUCACUACAUUUUCCUGUUUAAAAGAUUUUAAAAAUUAAGAUGAACAAGGAAACGAGAAAAAAUACAAGUCCAGCAGAUAACAAAGAUCCAGGAGAUCAAAACUGUGAGAGCAGGAUGGCUAAAAGAAAGGCCAGUCCUGAAAGGAAGACCCCCGUAAAAAGGAGGAGGGUCACUGAGGAGGCUGCUCCUUCCACCAGCUCAGACACUCAUGAGGUCAAAGGAGUGAAGCGUAAGCUCCAGCAAGAUGGAGCCGGCACAACCAGUCCAGCAAAGAAGUCGAAACUUGCUGAGCCUACGAGCGGUGAUGAGGAGCAAGCGUCUUCCUCCUUGGACGCUGGUAAAGACUGCAGUCAAAGCACAAAUGGGUGCAUGAAAGAUGGUAAAAGGAAGGCUGCAGGAGACAGCAAAGAGCCACCCAAGAGAAGGAAAAGGGACAAAACCAAACACAGCGCCCAAAAUUCAGCAGCUGACCAGAGACGUGAAUUCCAGGCCAGAUACGUGGAGGAGCACCAUCUUGGAGGAGGCGGCUGUGGAGCAGUGUUUGCUGGCUACCGGAUAACGGAUCAUUUCCCAGUAGCCAUCAAACACAUCCCAAAGGACAGAAUCCCCAUCAAAGUGAGGGAUGAAAACGGGAAGCUGGUCUCAGUGGAAGUGGCCAUUAUGCUGAAGCUUGCAGCUGAAGCAGACGGAUCAGUGGGAACGUCAGCACCCGUGUCUCUGCUGGACUGGUUUGACCUCGGCACAGAGCUGAUCCUGGUGCUGGAGAGACCUGUCCCUGCUGUGGACCUGCAUGAUUACAUAACAGAAAAUGGAGGAUGUUUACCAGAGGAAAAGGCCAAGGUCAUUCUGAAGCAGCUGGUCGAUGCAGCAAAGGACCUGGAGGAUAAACACAUCUUUCACCGGGACAUCAAGAGUGAGAACAUUCUGAUUGAGACCGGCUCAGAUGUGCCUCGUGUUCGUAUCAUCGACUUUGGACUGAGCUGCUUUGCUAAGGCGCGAUCGCUGUACCGCGUCUUCUACGGUACACCUAUUCACACCCCUCCCGAAUGUUACGGACGCAAGAAAUACAAGGCUGGACCCACCACAGUGUGGCAAAUGGGAGUGGUGCUGUAUGAAGCGCUUCAUGUGGGGGACUUUAAUACCGUGACGUUCCUCCAAAAGGAAUUGAUAUUCAACAAGGAUCUGUCUCCACACUGCCAGAAUUUCUUGGACGCAUGUUUAACCAAUGUCCCGGAGAAGCGCCCAACGCUGGGGGACCUCCAGCUUCACCCCUGGCUCAGAUAAACCCGUCUCUCUCACACACAGACACACACUUCAUAUCUUAUCAUAUAAGUGUGAUACAUUACCUAACUUUCUUUUUUGUGUCUUUUUUACAGGAAAAUAUUGUUUUUUGUUCUUUUGGCCUAUUCUAAAUUUUGCUAUCCUGGAGUUCCUGUAACC
Oreochromis aureus is the source of this 1530-nucleotide messenger RNA. Its product is annotated as serine/threonine-protein kinase pim-1-like. Lineage: Eukaryota; Metazoa; Chordata; Actinopteri; Cichliformes; Cichlidae. Gene Ontology annotation, biological process: negative regulation of apoptotic process; protein autophosphorylation; regulation of mitotic cell cycle. Gene Ontology annotation, molecular function: ATP binding; protein serine/threonine kinase activity. Gene Ontology annotation, cellular component: cytoplasm. The coding region runs from base 130 to 1374 and encodes 414 amino acids. The transcript has 9 exons. The record is from RefSeq and is a predicted model, not a curated record.